This is a messenger RNA of Jaculus jaculus (lesser Egyptian jerboa), 3016 nucleotides long. RefSeq names its product nucleolar and spindle associated protein 1 (gene Nusap1). Gene Ontology annotation, cellular component: microtubule; mitotic spindle; nucleolus. The transcript has 11 exons. The record is from RefSeq and is a predicted model, not a curated record. Gene Ontology annotation, biological process: mitotic cytokinesis; mitotic chromosome condensation; establishment of mitotic spindle localization. Gene Ontology annotation, molecular function: microtubule binding. NCBI's taxonomy places the organism in Eukaryota, Metazoa, Chordata, Mammalia, Rodentia, Dipodidae. The coding region runs from base 494 to 1819 and encodes 441 amino acids.
CUCCGUGACCAGCCUGCAGGGGCCGGCAGACGAGAACCCUUCCACCACCUCCGUGUCCCACUCCGCCGAGGUCCUUAAGGAAGAGGUCGUCGCCUCCUCAGGACUGUCAAUCAAGGACGGCUCGGCAAAGGGCCGGCGACUCGGCCGCGAACCGGCCGCCAUCUUCCCCAGCCUGCGCCUGCUUCAAACACCCGCGAGAUCCCGCCCCAAGCGGACCUCCUGCGUCCUCAUUGGGCGACGCGAGCCGCGGGCGCCACCGCACACCCGGCCGGGCCUCUCGACGUCAGCGUAGCAGUAAACGCGUGCAACAGCGUGCGUCUGCCCCAAAUCAACCUUUCUAUUGGUCAGCGGCAUAAGCCCCGCCUUUUAAGUCAUUUCCAACCAAUGGAGAUGCAGCAUUCUUCAUUUUUAAACUGAGUAUGAAUUUCUGAUACAGCAACGCUUAGGGUGGCGCCAAUUUUGAGCUGUACCAGAGCUUGGCUCGCAGAUCUCCAUGUCGCCAGGAUUGCAGGACGCGAUGACAGUCCCUUCCGAGGAAGAGCUGGAGUCCUUCAAGUACAGUGACCUGCAGAAUUUAGCCAAGAGUCUGGGGCUCCGGGCUAAUCUAAGGGCAGACAAGUUAUUAAAAGCCUUGAAAGCCCACCUGAAGCCAGAAGCAAAUAAAAACAGUAAUCUGGAUGAAAAUCAAACUUGUGCGUUCUCCUGUGAGGUGACUGAGAUGCAGGUUAGCAGUCAGGAGCAAGCUGAAAGAGAACCGGUUGGCCAGGUCGUCAAAGCAAGGAGGAGUCGCAAGACAGUCCAUAGGAACCCUAAGACCCAGCCAAAUGGAAGUGUUCAAGCUGAAGAAAAGACUCAAGAAAAGCAGAAGGAAGUUCCUUCUCUGUCAGACCAGAGCCAAGAAGAUGAGAAGGCAUUUUCCUCAGGAAAAAGUGAAAUAAAUGGCAAUGAAGAUUCAAAAGCAUCUUCAGAAAAAAGGUCUCUGUCCAUGGAUGGGUUUUCCAGUUUUGGGAACAAUAAAAAAGCUGCAGCUACAGCCACUACUCCAAACUUUAAGAGGCUUCAUGAGGCUCACUUUAAGAAAAUGGAAUCCAUUGAUGAAUAUGUUAUGAGAAAAAAGAAACAUCUUAAAGAACACAACUCACUUACUGAAUUAAAGAAGCCUCCAGGCAAAAAAGAAGGGGCAGUGACUCCAGUUCCUCCAAGAAGAAGACCCUCUGUGGCUUGCACUCCUGUCAGCCAGUGCCGCUCACACCGCCAGCCCCAUGGCCCUGCGAGUCCACGCACCGUGUGUGGAAGAGGGUCAGUCAGGCACUCUGCACUCUCAGCAACGAGAAUGAAUGUCAGGUUUUCAGCUGCUACUAAAGAUAAUGAGCAUAAGCGUUCCCUGACCAAGACUCCAGCCAGAAAGUCUCCACAUGUGAUCAUAUCUGGGAGUGCCUCAAAAGGCCAGGCUGUGCUCAGGACGCCCAAGUUAAGGACCAAGGAGAAUUCUUCUGUUAUUACACCAUUUAAAUUGACAACAGUAGCAACACAGACUCCAGGCUCCAAUAAGAAACCAGUAUUUGAUCUCAAAGCAAGUUUGUCUCGUCCCCUCAACUAUGAGCCACACAAAGGAAAGCUGAAACCAUGGGGGCAGUCUAAAGAAAGUAAUUCUCUGAAUGAACAUGGAAGCAGAGUUAACUUCCACAAGAAAACUUACAAGCAACCAUCUCUCCAGUCUAGGGAAGAACAACGGAAGAAACAUGAACAAGAACGGAAGGAGAAGAAAGAAAAGAUUUUGCAAGCUCGAAGGGGCCUCAUUAUGCCUCAUGUCCAAUAAUGUUUUUAACAUCCUGUCUGUUCCUUUAUUCCAAGCUUGUUUCCUUUUGUAAAUAUUUUUAUACUGUCUUUCCCCACUUUCCUCAAAAGCUCUUUUUCUACCAUAACUUGUUCAUUAAUCUGUGUGGUGUCUGUGGGUUCUUUUAUAUGUUAUGCCCCUAUUACCUUAAAGUUCAUAAAUUCUCUGGAAUGGUUUUCACCUUGCCUGCCCCAUACAACUUAGUUUUCUAGUAAGACCCAUCCUCGGGACUUUCCAUGUCAAGAUUCUUGUGCUGUUCUAAUAACCACAGGACUACAGGUUCCUUCUGACCAGAACAUCUCCCUGAUGGCAGCUAGUCACACCACAGGCUUACUGCAAGAAUAAAAAUAAGAGGGAGGAAAGGUUUGUUGUAUAGUCUAGAAUAUCACGUAAUCUUACUGAAUUGGGCCAAUGAUUUGGUUAUAGGUGAAAACUGUUUUCAGUUUUUAAGAACUUUGUUUAAGCCAUGUGUGGUUGUUCACACUUUUAAUCCCAGUACUCAGUAGGAAGAUAGAUGUAAGUUCAAGGGCAGGCUUGGUUACAGAGCUAAGUCUCAGAUCAGCCUGGGCUAGAGACUCAAAAAAAAAAAGAAAGAAAGAAAAAAUGUUUAGAUCAUUUCAUGUAAUUACCACCUGUCAUUCACUAUUUUUUUUUUUUGAUGUUUUUUUUGUUUUGGUUUGUUUUUCAAUUUUCAAGGUAGAGUCUCUGUCUAGCCCAGGCUAACCUCCUGGAAUCACUGUGUAGGAUCAGAGUGGCCUCCCACUCAUGGAGAUCCUACCUCUGCCUCUUGAGUACUGGAAUUAAAAGCAUGCACCACCAUGCUUGGCUUACUCACUAUAUUCUUAAAAAUAAAAUUCUACAGCUCUUUAUACAUUUUAUUUAAAAAUAAUAAUAAGAGCUACAGAGCCCUAUCACAGGGAGGACUAGGGAUGUACCUUGGUUGUAGAGCACAUAUACCACACCCUGGAUUUUAUCACUAGAACUGCCCAAAAAAAAAUUUUUUUUUUUUUUUUGGAGAAUUAAUGCUGUAAGGAUUACUAUGUUGUGAAACUUAACAAAUCUUACUAAUUUCAUGGAAAGGACUAGAGUUGCAAAGCGUAUCCAUGUUUGUUGCUCUGCCAUCUACAUUCUGUAUUAUGUGCUGCUUAAGAUUUUCAUGAAUAAAAUUGUUCCUCACUG